AUGCACUCCGCACUCACCGGCUUGCCCCCCUGGAGCCCUGCCCACCCACCCACCCUCCACCCACCCACCCAGGUACGGCUGAUUGGGACGUUCGCCGACGCUCGCCACACCGCCUACCUCGUGCUCGAGCUGCUGCCCGGCGGGGACCUGUUCGCGCAGGUGGUUGCGCGCUGGCAGCCGACCAACGGGGCGCCGGCGGAGGGCUACACGGAGGAGGGCGUGCGCGCGUUGCUGCGCAUGGCCCUUUCCGCCCUCGCCUUCAUCCACGCCCGGCGGGUGGUGCACCGCGACAUCAAGCCGGAGAACCUGCUGCUGCUCGACCGGCGCGGCGGCCUGCUCGACUUGCGGCUCUGCGACUUUGGCGCCGCGCAGGUGCUGCCGCUGCCGACGGGGGGCGCGGCGGGCGGCGGGGGCUACUUUGCGCCCCCCACCUCGCCGGGGUUGCACGCCGAGGGCUUCGCGUCGGACGUGUGGUCGAUCGGCGUCAUCCUCUUCGUGCUUCUGUCUGGCCAACAGCCGUUUGCGGCCGAGGACGAGGAGGUCGAGGCGCAGCUCGUCCUCCGCGGACGCUGGACCUUUGGCGCGGCGACGUGGAGGGACGUGUCGUCGAGCGCAAAGGGCCUCGUGCGGGCAAUGCUGACCGGCGACCCCGCCCGCCGCCCGACCGCUAGCGAGGCGCUGCAGCACGCUUGGUUC
This is a messenger RNA of Emiliania huxleyi CCMP1516, 696 nucleotides long. RefSeq lists its product as hypothetical. The record is from RefSeq and is a predicted model, not a curated record. Gene Ontology annotation, cellular component: nucleus; cytoplasm. Gene Ontology annotation, molecular function: ATP binding; calcium-dependent protein serine/threonine kinase activity; calcium/calmodulin-dependent protein kinase activity. NCBI's taxonomy places the organism in Eukaryota, Haptophyta, Isochrysidales, Noelaerhabdaceae. The annotation marks the transcript as partial. The transcript has 2 exons. Gene Ontology annotation, biological process: protein autophosphorylation; peptidyl-serine phosphorylation; intracellular signal transduction.